This is a messenger RNA of Terrapene triunguis (Three-toed box turtle), 3066 nucleotides long. Its product is annotated as kinesin-like protein KIF20A. The transcript is spliced from 21 exons. Gene Ontology annotation, molecular function: microtubule binding; ATP binding; plus-end-directed microtubule motor activity. Gene Ontology annotation, cellular component: spindle microtubule; nucleus. The record is from RefSeq and is a predicted model, not a curated record. Bases 1 to 3066 code for a protein of 1021 amino acids. Gene Ontology annotation, biological process: mitotic spindle assembly; microtubule-based movement. NCBI's taxonomy places the organism in Eukaryota, Metazoa, Chordata, Testudines, Emydidae.
AUGGACUAUGAGGUGGGAAGCUAUGCAUCCUCAGCAGUAUGUGAUGUGUUGGACUUCACCUGUUAUGAGGACUUAAUGGGUAAAACCUCACCCAUGGAGUUGUCAGUGAUACCUAAUGCUGAUGAACAGCAGCAGGAGAUAUAUCAACCUUUGAAAGUCUACUUGAGAGUCAGACCCUUCUCUAAAGCAGAGCUUGAAAGCAAUGAAUCUCAGGACUGUGUAAUUAUUGAAAAUCCAGAAACAGUAACUCUACAGGCACCCAAAGAAUCUUUUACAAUGAAAAACAGUGAAAAGGGGAUUGGACAGUCUGUACACCAGUUCACCUUCACUAAGGUCUUUGGUCCAGAAACUACUCAAAGUGACUUUUUUGAAGGCACAAUGAAAGAGAUAGUAAAAGCUUACAUUGAUGGAGCAAAUGGACUGGUGUUUACCUAUGGGGUUACUAAUGCAGGCAAAACAUUCACUAUUCAAGGUUCUCCAAAAGAUGGUGGUAUUUUGCCUCGUUCUCUUGAUAUGAUCUUUCACCACAUAAGAGGAAGACAAUAUCUGAAGAUGAACUUGAAACCAUACUUAAGCAAUGAUGUAAAGAAGCUAGAUGUGACACAGGUUAAACAAGAGGAAAUUAUAAAAGCUGCUGUUCUUGCCUCUCUGAAAGAGGACAUGGAAGAUACUUCGAAAUCUACAAUUCAGAGUGAUUCAUUAUGUAUCUUGGAAUCUGUGUCUUCUAGCAGCUGUACUUCACCAAGUCUGCCUUCUGACCCGCUAGUGGAGGACUCUGUUUUACUUCACGCCGAUGGGAGUAAGCAUCAGAGAACGCAGUCUUCAGUGUGGGUUUCCUUCUGUGAAAUUUAUAAUGAGUAUGUGUAUGACCUUAUGGAUGUAUUGGCUAUAUCAAAAAAUCAAAAACGCAAAGUUCUAAAAAUCUGUGAGGAUCAAGGAGGAAACUCUUAUAUAAAAGACUUAAAGUGGAUCAACGUUCAGAGCACUGAAGAGGCUUGCAAAAUACUAAAAAUAGGAAACAAGAACCGAAGCUUGGCUUGCACUAGAAUGAACCAGCACUCAAGUAGAAGUCACAGCAUAUUUUCUAUCAGACUACUAAGACUAAGUGAUGAGGCUGAGCCUUGUAUUCUUGGAGUUUCAGAAAUGUCUCUCUGUGACUUGGCUGGGUCUGAACGGUGCAAUAAGACACAAACUUUUGGAGACAGACUAAAAGAAGCAGGGAAUAUUAAUAAUUCUCUUUUUAUUCUUGGGAAAUGCAUUGCAGCACUGAAGCAGAAGCAGAAUCCUAAUGUGAAACACAGCUAUAUUCCAUUCAGAGAGAGUAAACUCACCCGCCUGUUUCAACCGUUCUUCUGUGGUAAAGGCAAAGCUUGUAUGAUUGUCAACGUUAAUCAGUGUGCCUCCACUCACAGUGAGACAUUACAUGUAAUGAAAUUUUCUGCUACAGCCAAACAGGUUAUUCAGACAAUCCACCCCCAAACCUUUGGAUAUUUUGCUCCAAAACUGGUUGGGAAGAAUGGCAAGCCUAUAGUACAUUUUGAUGCCAACAUAUCUGCUGAAGAGGUUCCUGAUGAAGAUAUAGAUACCUCCUCUGAAGAGGAAGUGGACAUCACCAUCAUGACCCAUGAGCUCUUGAAAACUACUGAGAACCUGAAGAAGAUGCUAGUUGCAGAAAGUCAGAGUAAACUUCUUCUUGAGGUGCAGAUACGUAAAGAGAUGGCAGAAGCCAUGUUUCAACAACUGUUGGAAACCGAGGAAACCUGGAGUAAACGCUUGGAAGAUAUGAGAGAAAGUUAUGAGGAAAAAUUGGAGAAUAAAUUUGAAAUGUAUAAGGAAGCUAUAAAGAAACAUGCAUAUAUGUGUGCAAUGAAACAAAUUGAAGACCACUAUGUUCCAAUAGAAGAGUUCGUAGUUGAACAAGAGAAAGUUGAGGCAUCUGUUGAAUCUGGUACUAACAAGGGAGAUGUCGGUACCAAUUUCGUCCACGUUGUCGGUGUACCAGGCCGCCACAUACCACCUCUACCUUUUCAUCCUGAUCUCACUGUUGGUCCAGGACUUUCCCAGGGUUGCGCCACCUCCAAUAUAACGAGCCACUGCACCUCUAUGUCCGUGGCCACUGCAUCUAGAUGCUGUCCUUCCUGUGGUGGGGAUGGAGCUGGUACUGGAAUUGGUGCGGGGGACCUCAGCACUAGCACUCUCUUCAGCCCUGCCAUGUUCAAUGCUGCAAGUGCUCUCAUGGCAGCUCUCACCACCUUUGUCGUUGGUGCAUUUGGAUGCUCCGUUAUGGCUAAAGUUGAGGACCAGUUGCCAGAGGCCUUGCAUGAGGAGUUCCGGAUGUUUGUUGUGGAAGGCUGCUUAGUGGCCAAAACAUUCCUGCAGCCCGCCCUUGAUGUUAUAGGCACCUUGGGUUAUGGCCUUGGCGGUCAUCCUCAAGCUCUGAAGGUGGAUCAGGUCAAGUUCAUCCUCAUUGCUCCAGUGUGGCAGGACAGAGAUAGGAAAAUAUUAGAGUUGCAACAAAAAUUUGGAGAGCGGUCAGAUGGAUUGUUGGCUUUGGGAAUCCCAAAUUCAGAUGUAUUGACUGCAGAAGACAAAGUGAAAUCAGAUCUUAAAUAUAAGGAGAUGCAGAGAACUUCAGAAGUAUUGCAGAGACAGUGCGAUGAGAAAGAUGAGCUUAUAAAAUCUCUGAAGCUUAAAAUACACAAAUUAAAUGAAACCUUACAAGAAAUGAAUGAAGUCUGCAGAAAAACAACCGAGGAAAACAAUAGACUGACACACAUGGUAAUGCUCAAGGAACAAGAAAUGAGAAGUCUUCAGAACUGGGCUAAACGUGUCCUUGAGCUUGAAGCGACAGUGUCUCUUCUGCAAGAAGAACUAGAUGAGAGCAAAAAGCACUUGUAUUCAGAAGAUCUUAAGAAGCAAAAACCCAAGAGAGGCUUGUUUGCUAAUCUAAAAUCUACAGUAGCAGACACUUCUAAAACACCUGUUGGCAAAACCUUGGGGAAAUCUGAAGACUCUCCAACUAUGUCAAGAAAACAAGCUACUUUUACACGUAAAGUAAAAGAAUAA